Molecule: messenger RNA, 1326 nt
Organism: Pochonia chlamydosporia 170
Lineage: Eukaryota; Fungi; Ascomycota; Sordariomycetes; Hypocreales; Clavicipitaceae
Product: reverse transcriptase
Exons: 1
Coding region: 1-1326 (441 amino acids)
Molecular function (GO): zinc ion binding; nucleic acid binding
Source: RefSeq, a predicted model, not a curated record
AUGAAUGCCGUAGCGAGUGUGGGGACCAAUGCGGGGCCGCGGGGUCGCUUAUCGACGCCAACGGGACGCCGAGUCGUGAAGCGUAAGAUUGACGACCAGGGGAAGGAACCGAACAAAAGCAGCCGAUAUGCAACAAGGACGACGACGGACGCGACAGCAAUUGAACUAGAAUGUGCAACCGAUAUAAGAAAUGGAAACAGAAGCGACAGCACCGACGAGGGAGGAGCGACGCUCCAGAGCGCCUUGCUUCUGCUGGGCCAGUUCCGCGCCGAGUUCCAUGGACUCAAAACUGCAAUCAAGGAGCAGAGCGAGAUCAUCCGUAAUCAACAAGAUACAAUCCGAGAAUUGAAGGAAGCAACUGAGGCGCAGCAGAGUCAUAUAAAAGAUCUGACUCAACUAUUCGAAGACACCAAGCAGCAGAUGGGCCAUGACUUGAAGCGAGCACACGAGCUGCUUGAAGCCAUCGCAGGCAGGACACAAGCUACCCCACCAAGCUCUUUCGCUGACGUCGCGCGUUCGUCGCCCCAGCCCCAGCCCGGCAAGGUGAGAAUGCCGCCGCCCGCCAAUACCAGGGCAUCGUCUUUGGCAAGUGAGUUCUAUUGCACAAUAGAUACGUCGCGGGUUGAAGAAAGCGACAGAGACCGUGCACAGGUGGGAGCUAUCCGGCAAGCCAUCGAAAGUGAGAUAAAGGCGAAGGAUGGUCAGGCGACCUGGAAAUGCGCCGCAGUUAUGAAGGAGGCUCGGAAUGCAGAACGGGUCAAGAUCAUAUGCAGAGAUGAAAACGAAUUGAAGCAAGUCAAAGAAGCCGCACAAAAGACGGCGAUCGUGGGAACAAGAGUGAUGAGGGACCAGCGCUACCCGGUCAAGGUGGACAAUGCCAACCGUACCAUGGUGCUGGAUGCGGAAGGGAACAUCCUACCAGGGGCGACCGAAGCGCUCGGCACAGAGAACAACGUCAACAUCGCCAAAAUGUCAUGGCUGAGCAACAAGCAAUCGGGAAAAGCCUACGGAUCGAUGGUGGUCUACGUCACGAAGGGAAGUGAUGCGAGACGACUUUUGGACGGUCGUUACUUUGACCUAGCCGGCGAGUCAGCGAUUACAAACGCAUUCGAACCACGGAAGGGACCAGUGCAAUGUUACAACUGCCAGGAGAUUGGCCACAAAUCGUUUCAGUGCAAGAACCCUCAACUUUGCGGGAGGUGCGCAAUGCCAGGACAUCACCACAAGGAGUGCCAGGUGGUAGAGCCGAAGUGCGUGCCGUGUGGUGGACCUCAUGAGUCGUUCAGCCGAAAUUGCCGCGUGCGGAACGUAUGCAGCGAUGAGUAA